AAAUUUGAGAGGGAACGGUUUCUUUACUGUUGUCGGUUGGGAGCUUCUUUCCUUCUCUCUCUCCUCCUGCAUUCCCUUUUCGCUAUCACUUAUCACUGAUAAGUUAUCACCGCUCUCUUUUAGGUUCUUGGUCGUGGUCACUUUGGAUAUUUCAAGUUUGUAGUUCUCGAGUGAUGAGUACUCAAAAGGUCACUGCUGGUGCCGGACUUAUUGUGAAUUGAACUCGACAAAAAGUAAUGGACGACAGUUGGGCCGAGUUGAGACGCCCAAUAACAGCUUUCAACGACAUUAGUAAACGAGAUAAGCCACCACCGACAAGAUCUGCAUCCAAACAGCAGCAAGUCGUCAACACCACCAGAGCAGCAAAGGUGACUGUCGUUGAAGCAGUAAAACAAGGGAAAAUAGACUUGAAGUCAAGACUCGCAACUUCUGGAAUUGCGGCUCGUCGUUUAGAAAUGGCGAUGAAUCAAAAAACGAAAAGGGCCGAAACCCAAUUUGCCAAUCGAGGAAUUGAUGUCAGACAACUAAAGAGCUCUUCGGGGUCGGACCCGUCUAGCAUUAUGUCCAGUAGCAUUACGUCCAGUGGCUCCAACAUGACGAAUGGGUCAACAGUAGUGGCAUCAUCCGAAGCGUCUACUACGUCCGAAGCCAGGAGGAAACAGCUCAAUAAAUGGAAGCAAGAAAAAAAUGCGAUGCAAAAUAUAGCGGAUAAAAAACCAACCUUUAAGCCUGGAGGAGUAUCAAGUUUAAAUAACAAACCACAACAGCUACCACCACCCCCUCUCAUUCGACAGAAAAAUUCUAGUGAGGAAAAGAAAGUCGUCCAGAAACCCCCAGCUCCCGUCCGAGCUGCUCAACUGCCACCAGCAAAAAAACCUUUAACGAAAUCAAAUGAUGGUGGGGUGCAAACUCAAUUACCCGAACGUCGAGUAACUCGUGCAAUGGCUAAAGGUAUGGAGGUAGAGCCUAAAGGAAAAGCUGCAACCAAAAUUGUCGCCAAUAAUAGCAGUAAGAGUAAGACCAUUUUGCCACAAAUGAAAACCCUGACUAUUAAUGGAAAUAAUCGGGCAGCCGUUAAAGCUGCGCCCUCGUCGAAGACGGUCAUUGGUCCCCCUGCGACGACUAAAAAUAAACUUCCUGCCACAAAUAACAGAACCAAGACUACAAUAAUGCCUAAUGCGCCUGUUGAAAACACAAAGCCUUUGUCUGUGAUAGCUAAUGACAAUGAACCAGUCAAAAUGGACGUAGACCCUCCUGAACCUAAGAUAAUCUUGGAUCAAGAAAAGGAGGUCAGCAAAAAGGAAACUGUGGCAAAGAAACAUAAGCCGCAAGCAAUUGAUGCCGUUUAUACUGAAUACAAUCUAAAAUUCUCGCAAGCAUUACAACAACUUUCAAAUUAUUACGAGCAGUGGCAGAAAAUAAACGAUAACGACUCCAUUGAAAUUCCUACCGAGAUAAGGGAUGAUAUUAUUAGUACGUUGGGGAAAGUUCGCCUACUCCUGAGUUCUAAAUUACCACAAUUUGUGGAACUUUUGUACUCUUAUUUGUGCAAAGGCGUGACUCCCUCAAUAUUAGAAUGCGAUCUUCAGGGUUGGUGGGACGUAGCUUAUAUUCAGGUUUCACUUGUAUUCAGUGAAUUUGAAAAGUUGUCAGAACUUGAAUCGAAUAAGUGGGUUCGCCAAGAAAUUGUCAAGAAGAAGCCUCCUCCCCCAACUUUGAACGGUAUGAAGGGAAUAACGAAAGUACAAGGGACAGUAAGCAAAGGAAUGAAAGAAUUUCUUGCCAUGAAACGAAAGGUGAAGGUCGCCCAGAAUGACUCAGAAAGUCCAAUUACAACGAGUGGUGAAACUGCUAUGGAUUCUUCAUCCUCUGGCACAUCGAAUGAUGAAAAGAAAUUUGAAGGAGGAUUUUUCGUCAUCCAAAGUCCAGCCCGUUCAACAACAACGACCGGUACUGACUCGCGUCGAGCAAGCUUGCGACGAAAUGAAAAUUCGCCAAUCGUACCUAGUACCCGGCCCACUCAUACACCAGGCGGUCGUCGCCUUAGCACAAGCCUGAGUCUCAGGUCGCUUACUCUAAGGAAUUCCAUGGGUCCCCUUUACAAGGGUGAUAGCUUCACAAAUGCACCCUACAGUGCCCCCGGAGUUGGUAGAAGCCAAAAAACACUUUCCAAACUUAAUUGCUUAUAUAGCAUGAUAACCAAAGAGGUCAGAGCUUGGUGCCGUUCCCGCAGACGAUAUAGCUUCGCAUACCAAUAAUGCUUCAGAUACAUGUACAAAUGUAAUGGAUGGAACUGGAACCCCAUUGAAACGAUACUACGAAGGACGAGGGUUGCCUGUUCCCAAUGCUAACAUAGGUAAUUGAAGAACUUUAGUUUUCGUUCUCUUCAAGCGAUGGAAAUUUGUGCCUUUAUAAUGUUAUAAGCUAAUGGAUAAAAAUUGUACGACUUAUAAUUAUAUUUAGCUUAAUUUUUUAUAUUCCUCAUUAUUUAAAUGAACUAUAAGACACUCGUAUGUGUAGCGUUUUCCAAUGAAAUUUGCUUAUCGUAAUUUUAUCAUUGGGGUCCAAAAAUUCCCAAUUCUUAAUCCGCGUUAUUCUGUAAAAAUUGUCAUAUGUGACUAAUAUAUAAAAUCAGUAAAAUAAAAUAAUCCAAAUUUUAACUUGCGGGAAAAA
Molecule: messenger RNA, 2673 nt
Organism: Folsomia candida
Lineage: Eukaryota; Metazoa; Arthropoda; Collembola; Entomobryomorpha; Isotomidae
Product: hepatoma-derived growth factor-related protein 2
Exons: 10
Coding region: 237-2258 (673 amino acids)
Biological process (GO): signaling
Source: RefSeq, a predicted model, not a curated record